This is a messenger RNA of Arachis duranensis, 2385 nucleotides long. Its product is annotated as protein CNGC15b. Gene Ontology annotation, molecular function: voltage-gated potassium channel activity. Gene Ontology annotation, biological process: potassium ion transport; transmembrane transport. NCBI's taxonomy places the organism in Eukaryota, Viridiplantae, Streptophyta, Magnoliopsida, Fabales, Fabaceae. The record is from RefSeq and is a predicted model, not a curated record. The coding region runs from base 262 to 2307 and encodes 681 amino acids. Gene Ontology annotation, cellular component: membrane. The transcript is spliced from 8 exons.
CCAAGGUGAUAGUAACAUUGUAACAACUAUCAACUUUUUAUAAAGAACAAAGGGUCUGGUUUGCAUGCAUUGCUUUUGAGGGUGGAACUUGGAACAAGUUUUGGUGACAUGCUUGGGAUUAUUAUAUCUUUCUUCAAUUGGUGCUCCUUUAAUGCUUGAUUGAAUGCCUCUAAGAAACUAAACUUUCUUUUGUUUGGCUUUACUAUUUGUGUGGCCUAAACUUGGAUUGAACCUUUGAUUGAGAGAAGUUGUCACUUGAAAAUGAGAAUGGUGUUUGGGAAUACAAGAUGUGUGAGAUUUCAAGAUGAUGCUGAACUAGCCAAAAUCUCAACAACUAAUGGUGACAAUGGAAUUAAGCUACUUAGUUCCAAUAAAGAUCACAACAAUAGAGAAGCAAGAAAAGCAAGGAAGUUCUUGAAAGCCAGAGUAUUAUCAAGAGUUUUCUCAGAAGACUAUGAGAGAGUAAGAAGAAGGAUUUUAGACCCAAGAGGACAAACCAUUCACAGAUGGAACAAGAUUUUCUUGGUAGCAUGUUUAGUUUCUUUGUUUGUGGACCCUCUAUUCUUUUACUUGCCACUAGUUCAACAUCAAGUGUGCAUUGGUAUUGGAACAACACUUGAAGUGAUCCUCACUAUUAUCAGAUCAAUAGCAGAUUUAUUCUACAUGAUUCAGAUCAUCAUGAGGUAUCGCACGGCUUAUGUUGCGCCUUCUUCGCGUGUUUUCGGUAGAGGAGAGCUUGUUAUAGACCCUGCAAAGAUAGCAGCUAGGUACUUCUUCAAGGGUUUCUGGCUAGACUUUGUUGCCGCAUUACCCCUUCCUCAAGUGCUGAUCUGGAUUGUGAUCCCCAAUCUUGGAGGCUCAACCAUGGCGAACACAAAAAAUGUCCUUCGAUUCAUCAUCAUUUUUCAAUAUAUACCAAGGCUGUUUCUGAUUUUUCCACUUUCAUCCCAAAUUGUAAAGGCUACUGGGGUUGUGACAGAGACAGCAUGGGCUGGUGCUGCUUAUAACCUCAUGCUUUACAUGCUGGCUAGCCAUUUUUUUGGAGCUUGCUGGUACCUUCUAUCAAUUGAAAGACAAGAAGCAUGCUGGAGGAGAGUCUGUGAUAUGAAAAAUUCAUCUUGUAAAUAUAGUUUCUUCGACUGCAACAUGGUUAAAAAUCCACUCAGGGACUCAUGGUUUAAGGGAAGUAAUGUCACAAAGUUAUGUUCACCAGAAGCUAAGUUUUAUCCCUUUGGCAUAUAUGGUGAUGCAGUCACAUCAAGAGUUACAACCUCACCAUUCUUUAAGAAGUACUUCUAUUGCCUUUGGUGGGGUCUCAGGAAUUUGAGUUCUUUAGGACAAAAUCUACUCACUAGCACUUUUGUUGGAGAAAUAAUGUUUGCCAUUCUGGUUGCAACCCUUGGAUUGGUUCUUUUUGCAUUACUCAUUGGUAAUAUGCAGACAUACCUUCAAUCAACAACUGUGAGGCUAGAAGAGUGGAGGGUCAAAAGAACUGAUACAGAACAAUGGAUGCAUCACAGACAGCUUCCUCAAGAACUAAGACAAUCCGUGCGCAAAUACGAUCAGUAUAAAUGGCUGGCGACUCGAGGAGUGGACGAAGAAGCCCUUCUCAAAGAUCUUCCAUUAGAUCUUCGAAGAGACAUCAAGCGCCAUCUUUGUAUCGAGCUGGUUCGACGAGUUCCAUUGUUUGAACAAAUGGAUGAGAGGAUGCUAGAUGCAAUAUGUGAAAGGCUAAAGCCUUCAUUGUGCACAGAAAGCACAUAUCUUGUCCGAGAAGGCGAUCCGGUCAACGAAAUGCUCUUCAUAAUCAGAGGAAAUCUUGAUUCCUACACAACCAAUGGCGGCCGGACCGGAUUCUUCAACUCGUGCCGGAUCGGCCCUGGCGAUUUCUGCGGCGAGGAACUCCUAACUUGGGCCUUAGAUCCAAAACCAAGUGUGAUAAUACUUCCUUGUUCCACAAGAACAGUUAAGGCCAUAUCAGAAGUUGAAGCAUUUGCACUCAUGGCAGAAGAUUUGAAAUUUGUUGCAUCACAAUUUAGAAGAUUGCAUAGCAAGCAACUUAGGCACAAGUUCAGGAUUCACUCACACCAAUGGAGAACUUGGGCUGCAUGUUUCAUACAAGCUGCAUGGAGAAGGUUCAAGAAGAGAAAAGAAGCUGCUGAAUUGAGGGCAAGAGAGGAAAAUGAGGCUGAAACACAUGCAACAAGGAGCAAUAGGAAGGGUAUGGAUGUAAAUUCAGGUGCAGAUUCUGAAGUAGUAAGCUCUUUGCAGAAGCCAGCUGAACCAGACUUUUCUGUUGAUGAGUGAUGAUGAAUCUUUCUUACAAGUCUCUUCAUCAUUGUGUAAUUAUUUUAAUUAUUUAUUUAUUCAUAAUUUUUUUCUUUU